GAAGGUGGAACGCCGAUGACCAGACUCCAUGUGACGGUUUGGGAGAAGAAAGAAGGGCUAAUGGCAUCCCUUUUUGACUCCUUUGUCCAAUUAAAUCUCUUCUUUCCCACAAUUUCUCGCCAUUUUCACCCGGAAUCUUCUCUCGCUCGCUAUGGAACUUGCUCUGACGUCUACCUACCUGCCGGAGUAUCCCCAUUUCUGCCGGAAUUCAAGAACGCCCUUUACUCUCCGGUCCCGCCGGAGAUCGUCGGAGGUCACCAUGGCCUUAAACAAGACCAGAAUCGAAGGGGUGAGUGAGGAACUCAACUCUAUUGCUUCCCAGAACUUGGAUUUCGCUCCGGCCCGGAGACGGGUCAGAUCCGCUUUUCUCCCGGUCCAGCAGCAGCUUGAUCACCUCUUGUUCAAGAUGUCUCCUGCUGGCAUCAGAACAGAGGAGUGGUUUGAACGGAAUUCAAAGGGCCAGGAAGUUUUCUGCAAAAGUUGGUUGCCAAAACCGGGUGUACGAAUUAAAGGCUCAUUGUGUUUUUGUCAUGGAUAUGGUGAUACUUGCACAUUCUUUUUUGAAGGUAUAGCCAAGUACAUUGCUGCUACUGGAUAUGGGGUGUAUGCCCUUGAUCACCCUGGUUUUGGUCUUUCUGAUGGCUUGCAUGGAUACGUUCGUCGUUUUGAUGAUAUAGUUGACAAUGCCAACGAGCAGUUUCGCAAGAUGAAAGUGAGGCCAGAAGUAAGAGGGCUUCCCCAUUUCAUAUUUGGGCAGUCCAUGGGCGGUGCAGUCGCUUUAAAGGCUAUAUUAAAGGAACCGCGCGAUUGGGAUGGCAUUGUUCUUGUUGCUCCAAUGUGUAAGAUUGCAGAGGAAUUGACACCUCCAGUCCCACUUCAGAAGGUCUUGAUUCUUAUGUCCAACUUCAUGCCAUGGGCAAAGUUGGUUCCCACACAAGAUUUGGCUGAACUGGCAUUUCGCGAGCCAAUGAAAAGGAAAUUGGCUCCAUACAAUGUGAUAUGUUAUUCGGAUAGGACGCGAUUGAAGACAGCCGUAGAACUAUUGAAUGCUACAAAGUUCAUAGAAUCACAGGUGGAUAAGGUUGAUUCACCGAUGCUCAUCCUUCAUGGUGCUUCAGACAAGGUGACGGAUCCACGGAUAAGCCAGUUUCUGUAUGAGAGGGCACUGAGCAAUGACAAGACCUUGAAGCUCUACGAAGAUGGCUACCAUUGCAUUCUUGAAGGCGAGCCCGAUGACCGGAUUCUAGCCGUGCUCAACGAUAUUGUAGCGUGGCUCGAUCAUCGUUGCCUUGUUAAAUAAAGAUGAAAUCGAAUUGGCUUAUAGUAGUAUGCUUUGGUGUUGUACAUUGUUUUCAAAGAUGUUAUGCACAAAUAAUAAUGUCUAUUUUCU
Molecule: messenger RNA, 1390 nt
Organism: Cuscuta campestris
Lineage: Eukaryota; Viridiplantae; Streptophyta; Magnoliopsida; Solanales; Convolvulaceae
Source: the annotation of a GenBank genome assembly